CCCAGUUUAAACACAGACAAUAGUUUAAGGCACACAGAGGAAGGGCAAUUCUAAUGUGUAACAAAUUACUUUUUUAAUAAUAUACACUACGGUGGCCGGUGAACUAACUUCAACAAUGUUGUAUUUUGUCCAGAUUCUAUUGCAAUGUUUGUAGGGAGAGGCAGGGGAGUUGCUAUAGUAACAGAAACGACGCUUUGGUGGGCGCUGUAUUGUGGGACUUGUGGUGUACUUUUGGUGAAAAUAGGUUCAAUGAAAGUAACAAAACUUUAGUGAUUAACUACAAUACCCAGAUUUCAUUUCUAUUCAGUGUGAUCUACCCGGGAAGUUUACAGCAAGAGAGACCAGAACAGCUACAGGGAGAUAGAAUUGGAUCUAAAUAAAAAACUGUAUUAAGUGUUAAAUGUAAGAAGUAUUUGAUAAGUUUCAGUAUUCUUAACAUUCUAAUUUCCACGUUCAUCCAUAAUGAGAGAUGGACACAGACCUGACCUUUUUCGCUGGAAAAAAAUAACCCAAAGCAAAACGCCAUCAACCACGAAGGUGCAAUUUGAUAACCAUGACAUAGACCAUUGGAUAAAGAGAGUGGAGAAAGCUUCAGAGUUUGCUGUCUCUGAGGUUUUCUCCCUUAAGAAAUCCCACGCUGGCGUUCACAGUCAGACAGUUGCAUUACAGAGCAUGGAUCAAUUGCAGGACCAUGACGAAGCAUAUGGCGAAGCUCAGGCAAUUCUGAGUGAAUGGAUGAACAAAAAGCUGCGCCUUGAGCUGGAGAUGGAUGAAGUGGAGGAGGAAGACAUCAUCGGCUCCAGCAACAAAAUAGGGGGCCCUGUGUCAAGGGCACAGAAUCAUCCAGCUGUGUCCCAGUACAAAAGUUUUUAUGACAUGUAUACCGACCUGGAGCAGGAAGAGGAGAGCUCUGUGGUGAAUAACUUCCUUCAGGAGCUCAUGGAGCAUGAAGUGUUGGAUUCUGGGACAGUGGAGGACCUGAGCCUGGACUGUGACAGGGGCAAGAGGAGAACAAGGAACCCCGGCCUGACCAUGGAGGUGCGGCACAGACAGGUGAAGGAGAACCGACUGAAGAGAGACGCGGAGAGGGAGAGGGAGCGCCAGGAGAGGGAGACGAGAAAGGAGGUCCACGAGGAGGCCCAGAGGAGGGUGAGGGAGGAGGAGAGUAGGUGCCGUCAGAAGGAGCGUAGGAAUGAAGAGCUCCUACAGCAGGAGGUGGUGCGACUGCGCCGGGAGAUGGAGGCGAGCAGAGCCGUGGAGCAGCUCGCUCGGAGGAUGGAAAAAGAGAGGCAAGACAGAGAAGCCAAGCAGAGAGCAACUCAGUCCAUUAAACCUGCAGGGUUUGCAUUCAACUCCCAGAAGCAGCGAGACGAAGAACAACUUGUACAAGAGCAGGUUGAGGCUAGAGUCCACAUGCUGAAUCUACAAUGCCUGCACAAGCACUUCUCAGCCUGGUUCACCUUAGUGCUGGCACGGCGGGUGCGCCAGGGCAAGGCGGGAGCGCUCUGUGAUUGGAGGAGAAAACUGCGGGUCUGGCGGGCAUGGCGAGCCCUGGUCUGGGCCAAUAGGGAGGAGAGAGAGGCGGAGAGAACAGAGGAGGAGCUGCGAUUGGAGAACAAGCGUUGUCAAGUGGCUGCAGAGAGUGACCGUAAAAGGCUGUUGAGGCGGUGCCUGAAUGAUUGGCAGCUCUGGUGUCGAAUGGAGAGAGAGCGUCGGGAGCUACUUCAGCAGCAAGAGGAAACCAAACGCAAAAUGGCCGCCCUGAUUUCUGCUGCUGUCUCAGGGAAGUUAGGGGUUGAGCACACCCAUGUUGAGCCAGUUAUAGACCUAGCCGAAAAAUCCAGCCAAUCAGAACCCAUAAAUACCCAGCAGGUCACAGUCCCCACAUCGCAAUGCCCUGGCACCGCGCCCACCUCUGCCUCCCCUCUAAUUACCUUGGAUGGUGCCCGCAGUGAAGCCCACGGCAAUGCCCGUGGCGGCUCGCCUCCGAAGGUGGCUUGGCAGGUCACCCGUGGGCACGCCGCCCUCAGUGCGGCCGAGCUACAGCAGCUGGCCAGGAGGAACGGCCAGCAGCAGGGACCGCUCACCGGCGCCCCCCGGAGUUUGGGAGCGGAACUGCAUGGUGGGAGGUUUGAGCACCGGCACGCGGCGCAGCAGCAGGUGAUCGCAGAGCAACAGAGGCGCCUGAGGGAGCAGCAGGAGCUGAUCGCUCAGCUGCAGGACACGCACAACAUGGCGGAGCUUCGGAAGCGGUCCGCCGAUGUUCAAACCUGUGCCAACGCACAGACCCCAGCAGGACCCAGGCAGCCAAUCACACAACUCAAUGGCCUCAAGGAGCCACACACAGGGAAGAGAGAUCCAGACAAAGUCAGGCCUCAAGGCAUCUCAAGGGAAACCAAUAUCAGCAACCCCGCACCUAGAAACCAACAGAAAAACUCCACAGCCCCGCACCCUGCUGUGCAAGCUAUGGAGGAGAGGGCUCAACAGCGCGCUGAACGCAGGAAAGAGGUGGAGGAGAGGAAGAAGCAAAGAGAGGAGCAGAGACUUGCCCAGCUGAAAGCAGCAGAGGAGGAGAGAGAGAGGGAAGAGGAGGCUGGGAAGCGCAUUGCUACCGAGAAGAAAAGAGAGGAACGCAAGCAGCAGAGGGAGAGGGAGCUGGAAAAACAGAGGAAACAGGAGAGAGAGCAGGAGCUCCUGCACCAGGCCAAGGAGCACUACCAAAGGACACUCUUGCUACAGCAAGGCCUGGCGCCAUGGAAACGCCUUAUGGAGCAGUGCCAUGCCAACGCACAGCUGGCUGGCGCUCAUCACGACCACUCGGCCAUGAGACGUUGCUUCCUGCUCUGGCAUCAUGCCACCCAGCAGUGUCAGGCUGAUAGAGAGGACCGCGCCGCCAGCCUCCACCGACAUAUCUUACUACGGAGGAGCCUCUCCAGCUGGAAACGACUGAAGGACUACCGCUCAUUCCUGGAGGAGCGGGCUGAGAGGUUCUGCCGUGAGAGGAUUCUGCACCGGGUCUUCACCGCACUCGUGGCUUACGUGACGGACGAGCGGCUGGCGGCGUGGGACCGCGAGCAGCUGGCACAAGAGCACAGCGCCAGGCGGGUGGUGAGUGGUUGUUUCCUCAGCUGGCGGCGUCUGCCAGUGCUCCAGAGAGAGGAGAGGGAGCGGGAGGUCCGUAGGGAGCAGCUCCGACGAAGAGUAGCUGAAAUCCUGCCCGACUUUCGGGCGUCCCCUAGGGAUGCUGUCUAGAGCCCGGGCCCUGGUCCCCUGUGUUCACACUCUCUGACCACACACAAACGGAGUCACAAUGGAGGGGCACCCAUAUCACACACUUACGCAUGCACACAUGUAGAUAAAUGCAUACAGCUGCAUGCAAAGAGAUGCAGACAAACACCUGGACAUGCUUGCAUGCGCACACACACAC
Clupea harengus (Atlantic herring) is the source of this 3427-nucleotide messenger RNA. It is a transcript of the gene ccdc191, whose product is annotated as coiled-coil domain containing 191. The record is from RefSeq and is a predicted model, not a curated record. NCBI's taxonomy places the organism in Eukaryota, Metazoa, Chordata, Actinopteri, Clupeiformes, Clupeidae.